CACCGCAGUCCGACUCCGACCCUCCACGCCUCCCUCUCACCACGCGCAGGCAUACAGAGCAGUCGCAAAGAUGUUCCUAUUCGGCCUCGGAAAACUCGUCUAUGUAUGCUGUCUAUUAAUCAACGCCGUGGCCGUCCUCUCUGAAGAUCGAUUUCUGGCAAGAAUUGGAUGGGGCCGCACACAGACAGACCCUGCCUUCGGCGCGACAUACGAUAGCACAAGUAUCAAGGCCAAAUCCGUGAAUUUGAUCGCUAGUGUUCGGACCGUGAUGCGAAUACCCCUAAUCGUGAUCAAUACGACGAUAAUCAUCUACGAGCUCAUUCUUGGGUGAAUGAUGCCCUUGCAUAACCUUGUUUUCGCCUUAUAGAAAGACUCGGAUAAUAGUCUUUUCUCGGGGUCCUUCAAACGCAUGAUCGACCUGUCUCUACACAAUGGAAUGGGCACAAGAAGCUAGAGCCCUACCGCAUAUGACGAGUGAGCCAUGAGGAAUAGGAUACCUCAUAAGUGAUUGUCCGACUACGAGAUCUCGUGUUAAAAACUGCAUGAAUGACAGAUGAUAUGAUUGAUUCCCAGCAAGUUGUCCCAGAUUCAUGCGUUAAUUGUAUUUUCACGAACCAUCGUUGGUGUUCUCAGUCGUAUAUGCAUCUGUGCACUUUAAUUGAUACAUGGAUCUUUUAAGACGCCGC
This is a messenger RNA of Aspergillus novofumigatus IBT 16806, 686 nucleotides long. Its product is annotated as YOS1 family protein. Gene Ontology annotation, cellular component: endoplasmic reticulum membrane; COPII-coated ER to Golgi transport vesicle; Golgi membrane. The coding region runs from base 71 to 331 and encodes 86 amino acids. Gene Ontology annotation, biological process: endoplasmic reticulum to Golgi vesicle-mediated transport. The record is from RefSeq and is a predicted model, not a curated record. The transcript is spliced from 4 exons. Lineage: Eukaryota; Fungi; Ascomycota; Eurotiomycetes; Eurotiales; Aspergillaceae.